CCCUUCCAGUCCGGACACUUUUACCCCCUUCCAGUCCGGACACUUUUACCCCCUUCCAGUCCGGACACUUUCACCCCCUUCCAGUCCGGACACUUUCCCCCCCUUCCAGACCCGGACACUUUCCCCCCUUCCAGUCCGGAACACUUUUACCCCCUUCCAGUCCGCGACACUAUCCCCCCUUCCAGGUCCGACACUUUUUACCCCCCCCUUCCAGUCCGGACACUUUUACCCCCUUCCAGUCCCGGACACUUUCACCCGCCCUUCACAGUCCGUGACACU
Molecule: messenger RNA, 279 nt
Organism: Staurois parvus
Lineage: Eukaryota; Metazoa; Chordata; Amphibia; Anura; Ranidae
Source: the annotation of a GenBank genome assembly